Blepharisma stoltei is the source of this 1596-nucleotide messenger RNA. The record is from the annotation of a GenBank genome assembly. Lineage: Eukaryota; Ciliophora; Heterotrichea; Heterotrichida; Blepharismidae.
AUGGAUGGGACUAAAACAGGAAAAUACAUACCACCACACAAACGCGCACAGCUAGCCAAUGCCUCACCUUCAGAUCCUCCAGUAGCAUCAAAAUUUGAAAAAUUCCUACAAAACAGAAACGAUUCCGCCUCCGUCAAAGCCGAAAGCAGCUGGGGUCGACGAGACAGGCGAAAUGGCUUUCUAGACAGCGAAGACCUUCAGCAAGCAGAGCUUCUAUUCCAACAAGAAAAACAUGAAGGUGUUGACUUUGAGUCUUACGAAGACAUGCCAGUAGAAAUAAGCGAAUCUUCUUUUUCAAUGACAAACUUUUCUGACUGUGAAGCUCACCCAACGCUCCUUGCAAAUGUCAGAAAAAUGGGAUACGAAAACCCAACCCCUGUGCAGAAAUAUGCAAUUCCUUGCCUUUUUGCAAGAAGAGACCUUAUGGUGUGUGCACAGACAGGAUCAGGGAAAACAGCUUCAUAUUUAUUCCCAAUGGUUGCAAAAAUGCUUAAUGAUGGACCGCCAGCGCCUCAUGGAGGGAGAGGAUCUUAUCCAUUAGGAUUUGUACUGGCGCCGACUAGGGAGCUAUCAAUACAAAUACAUGAGGAAGCAUUGAAAUUUUGCUAUAAGACAGGAAUUAAGGUUGCUGUUGUAUAUGGAGGGGCAGAUCCAAGGACACAGUCUAAAGAGCUUGAAAGAGGGGUUGAUAUCAUUGUGGCUACCCCAGGCAGACUUAUUGAUUUCAUCAAUAGAGGGAAGGUGAAUCUUUCGUUAACGAAAUAUUUGAUUCUUGAUGAGGCUGAUAGAAUGCUCGAUAUGGGCUUUGAGCCACAAAUUAGGACUAUUUUAGAGUCAACCACAAACCCAGGCAAAGAGACAGUCAUGUGCUCUGCCACUUUUCCUCAGCCAGCACAAGAUCUCGCAGUACAGUUCAUGAAAAAUUAUAUAUUUUUGUCAAUUGGGAAGGCAGGGUCUACUACAGUAAAUAUUAUACAAACUCUUUAUAAAGUAGAAGAACCUGAUAAAAAACUGUUUCUUCAUGAAAAAUUGCAAAAUCUGCAAGGGCUAGUACUAAUUUUUGUAGAAAUGAAGAGAACUGCUGAUAAUUUAGAAGAUUAUCUUAUAGGAAGAGGACAUAGAUGUGCAUCAAUUCACGGGGAUAAAGAUCAGCCUCAAAGAGAAAAAGUUCUUACUAUAUACUAUCGAUUUUUUAGAUUAAAUAAAUUAUUUAAUAAAAAGCAAUAAUUUUUUUUUAUAUGGAGGAUUAGGGAUUUUAAGUCAGGAAAAACACCAAUUUUAGUAGCAACUGAUGUGGCAGCCCGAGGCCUUGACAUUCCAAACGUCACUAAUGUGAUCAACUUUGACACCCCAAAUUCAAUUGAAGACUACGUCCACAGGAUUGGUAGAACGGGCAGAGUAGGAAAAGAAGGUUUAGCAAUAUCUUUUAUCAGUGAAAAAAGUAAGCCAAUAAUAAAAGAUCUCUACAGUUUACUAUUAGAAACAAAGCAAGAUCUCCCAGAUUGGUUUGACGAAAUGUAUCAGAAAACAGUGAUAACCAAUAGAAGGUUUGAUUAUAGGGGAAGGCCAUAUAGAAAUAAUUGGAACAGAAACUAG